Messenger RNA from Ipomoea nil (Japanese morning glory), 1155 nucleotides. RefSeq lists its product as uncharacterized. Bases 1 to 1155 code for a protein of 384 amino acids. The transcript has a single exon. The record is from RefSeq and is a predicted model, not a curated record. Lineage: Eukaryota; Viridiplantae; Streptophyta; Magnoliopsida; Solanales; Convolvulaceae.
AUGGUGGAGGUUCAGAACAUGCAGGACUUUAUGGGGAGAUUUUCUGAAAGCCAAGUACUGCUCCAGGAUGCACCCUGUGUGCAAAGCUGGCAAUAUGGGGAAUCCCAUGUAUGGAAAAGGAUGGUGGAAGCAAGGGAGAAUAUGGAAAAGGAAAUUGAGUGGAGACUGGGCAAGGGGGAAUUAAGUUUUUGGUGGGACAACUGGAAUGGGAAGGGUGCCAUUACUACAAGGCACAAUAUAAGGGGGAAAACAAAGUCAAAAGAUCUUGUAAAGGACUUCUGGCUUGGUAACAGGUGGAAGGAGGAAAGUCUGCAGGAACCUGUAAGAAGAGACAUUAGGGGAUUGAGCUUGAGACAAAAUGUAGAAGACACCCCAAUUUGGCUGCCUGAUAAGAGUUGUGGCUUCUCCCUUGCUUCAGCAAAGAAAUUGGCCAGAGAGCAGAACACAGUUAGCUCAGCUAGGCUAUUUUGGUAUGCAAAGAUUUGGCAGAAAUAUGUGCCCUGGAAGGCUUCCUUCCUUGCCUGGAGGGUCUUCAAGAGGAAACUUCCCACAGAUGAUAGGUUGAGGGCAUUUGGAUAUCAACUGGCUUCAAGGUGCUACUAUUGUGCUCAACCUGAAGCUGAAAGCUUGUCUCAUGUGUUCUGUGAGGGGGAAACUGCCAGGAGGGUGUGGCAAUACUUUGCUGGGUCCUUGGGGCUCUUGCUGCAAAUCAGAAGUGUGAGCCAAAUCUGCUAUGACUGGUGGAGAAAGAGGCACAGGAACAGAUUGGUUAAGUACAUGGCUGAUAGGCUCCCAGUCUUGAUUCUCUUGGAGCUGUGGGCACACAUGAACCAGUGCAAGCAUGGGAAUGAGAAGGUUUCAGGAAGCAGAAUAAUUUUUAAAGUUUCUAAAGGAAUAGCAGAUUGUGUCAAGAGGAAGUGGCCAUCAUGGGAUCCAUUCCCUCCAAAUUGGAUCUACAUCCUGAGGAAGGCUCAAGGUUUUGGAUGCACAAGGAUUGUAAGAAGUGUUUUUUGGAAUAAGCCACCUCUGGGUUGGCUCAAAAUUAACCUUGUAUGGAAUAGGGAGGGCUGUGGGUUUAUCAUAAGGAACUCCCAGGGUGAGUUCAUGCUGGCUGGAAUUCAUGCUGACCUGGGGCAGGCUCUAGGAUCUUGCUGA